This is a messenger RNA of Penaeus monodon (black tiger shrimp), 1564 nucleotides long. RefSeq lists its product as uncharacterized. The transcript is spliced from 2 exons. Gene Ontology annotation, molecular function: serine-type endopeptidase activity. The record is from RefSeq and is a predicted model, not a curated record. Lineage: Eukaryota; Metazoa; Arthropoda; Malacostraca; Decapoda; Penaeidae. Bases 38 to 1234 code for a protein of 398 amino acids.
CAAGAUGCGAAGUUAGCGCACAGAGCCAACCAUCAGCAUGGCUUCUAUCAUGUUAAUCGCCGCGUCCCUUGGCGCCUGGGUCAGCUGUGCCGCCGCAUAUUGUGACACAUACACGGCCUUGUCGGGAGAGUUUCAAAGCCCAAAUUAUCCAUCUAAAUAUUGGAACAGUAUGAGAUGCAAUUACACUUUUGACACUGGUUAUCCGAUCAUAAUCAACUGCCCGGAAUUCGUCCUUCAAAGUCGGAAGGGAGGCCUCUGUAAGAGAGAUUAUUUCACCAUCAAUGACGCUGGCACGCUCACUGCCUUCUGUGGGACGACAGGGCCUUCAAACUAUGUGUCGACAGGAAGCCUAGUUACAGCCGAGUUUAAGAGUAAUAAAAAAAUCAGAAAAUAUGGAUUCAAUUGUACGUAUGAGAGCAUUGUUGACACAACUACAGUCGAGACAACAACCCCUCAGGAAACCACAACCCAAGCGUCAGCUCUCCUGACGACGGCAACUGGCCUCUAUAAUUCGAACACUUGCUACACAAGUCAAAGAUCCACGUGUGGGUGUUCCGUGACGUACGACGAUUCGGAGUUCUACACGACUGUCUUGGGCGACGUCCGUAUUGUCGUGGCCAAUGGCAUCCCGGGCCACGUGUAUGAAGUAGGACAGGAAAAUGCCAAUCCCAACAACGCUUGCCCACAUGAGGUGUACAUGGCGGUGCCUGUAAAUCCGGUAAAGGGCAAUACUUACGUGGCCUACGGCAUGGGGCCUGUCGGCAUCGCGACCUCCGGCGCCUUCUUUUACAACCACCUCAGCACGCCCAGCGGGGACACGGCCGUGAUCAGCGAGGGAGAGAGUUUUGACACGUGCAGUGGCCACAGCGACAUGUUCUGCCGUUACCACUAUCACAUGCGGCCUUCCUGCAUUGCGGAAGCCGGUAGUUGUACUCUCGUAGGAUACAUGAGAGAUGGGUUUUCCGUGUACUCCUCCUGCCUUCGUGAUUCAGGAUCCGAUUACCUGAGGAGCUGCUACCAGGACAACGGGACCGGCGACGGCAGCCAUACCAGCCACUACACAUUCAACCAAACGGCCUACGACAACGGAGACUGUGACCUCGACAUGGCCAACGGAUACACCUUUUCCGACGAUCGCGGUUAUGCUUACAUAUUCACCGAAGACUAUCCUUUCAUUAUGACGGGCUACUACGGUACAGAGCUUGCAGAUAUCUGCUAUCUCGAGGACGCAUGAAGACUUAUAUUGGCCUGACCUGCGGUUGCAUAUACGCGAGUUAUUCAUAGACAUAUUGAAAUGAUAUGAAAACUGAAAUUAUAGAUUAUGGCCUUCAGUCUGUCUGUGAUGUAAAUCUGCAUAAAACACGAAAAAAGUUAAACAACUUGAAUGAAUUUUGAUGCGUAUUAAAUAGUAUCCUUUGAUAUAUAGAGACUCUAUUAUCACUUUUAAAGACCAACUGAGCUAUAGUCUUCGCAGAUAUCUGUCAUCACCAUUUAUGCACCUGUAAUUCCCAGGUAAUCCAUAACUGUGAUCGAAACAAACUAAUCAAUGAAAUUAUGCAUUAAA